AUGUUUGUGAAAUGGUUUGAUACAGUAAUGUUUUACUAUGUGAUUUUAGUGAAUUUAGUGAAUGUCACUUUUUGUCAUUUUCAAAUUUCCCGCCGUUCCGUCCCCCGUAUGUCCCGACGUCGCAGGGGACGGAACCCAGAUGAAAGAUGCCGGCAUCCGCCGGAGGACAUUACAGGGGACACUGCAGGAGGGACAUCGUGGGAGCGCAGGACAAGGUAAGAGAAGAACAGAUCCCGGAGCAGCACUGCAUGGUAAGCCCGAGUGUAGCUCAGGUUUACCGCUUGUGCUACACUCGGGAAUACCUCCCGGGAGGCUA
Staurois parvus is the source of this 316-nucleotide messenger RNA. The record is from the annotation of a GenBank genome assembly. Lineage: Eukaryota; Metazoa; Chordata; Amphibia; Anura; Ranidae.